CCAUCGUCACAUCAGACCAGAAGAAGCUUUUAUCCACCCACUUGAACAACUUCCUGUCAGAUACCACAAGUCCCAGCAGCCUCCAUUGAUCUGCACCUGACAUACGGGACAAUACGAGCGUUUCCUGCCCCGUAACCACACGAUACGUAGACAAGAUCCUGUCAGCAGAACAAUGGACGCCAAAGUCUUCAGCUCCUUCUUUAUAUCUGUUCUAUGGUUCUCAUUGGCGACUCCUGAGGAGAAAGAUUCCCCCUGGUUCCGGCUCUCGGGAUCGGGCAGGAGUUGCGGGGGAGCGGUGCAGGUGCGGGUGGAGGACUCCUGGCUGCCCUUGUGUCAGACGUCUCUUGUCGGGGACCUUCCUGCUCGUAUAUGCAGAAUACAGAAUUGUGGGAAACCAACUCCCCCCCUGAGCGCUCAAGGACCCAACGUCUCCGCUCCAUUCCUGACCAUGACAUGUGACCCAGCAGAAGAUCUAAGGACCUGCAACGUCUCCAAGGUCCUGGAGGAGGAGGCGUGUCCUGGAGCCGCUGUCCUAAACUGCUCAGAACAACCAGUCUUACGCCUCACGGGUUCUAGUGGUCACUGUGCGGGUCGUGUGGAGAUCUUCAUGGAUGGAGUCUGGGGCUCGGUGUGUCAUGAUGGCUGGGACGCCCUGGAUGCAGAGGUCACAUGUCGUCAGCUGAAGUGUGGCUCCGCUUUAUCAGCAUUGAGAGGAUCUCACUUUGGAAGUGGACCCCCGCGGAUCCAUCAAAAUGGAGCAGUGUGCAGAGGAACUGAAAACUUUCUAUGGGAAUGUAAAGAGAUUGGAAAACGAGAGUGUUCACCAGGAGAACAUGCCGGGGUCAUCUGUACAGAAUAUCGCAAAGUGCGACUCUCUGGAGGAUCAAACAACUGCUCGGGUCGCGUGGAGGUUUAUCUCCAUGGAGUGUGGGCCACCAUCUGCAAUAACCACUGGUUUCAUGAAGAUUCUAAUAUGCUUUGUAACUAUCUUGGAUGUGGAUCCUUCCAGAAUGAGACAAAACAUGAGCAUUCCCCUAGUAUGUAUGUGUCUGCCAUGUGCCCUAAAUCAGCAGAGACCCCCUGGGACUGUGCGAUGUUCAAGAAAAGAGAUCACAUGUGUCUUCAUUCCAAAGCUGUCGGGCUCAUAUGUCAAGCAGGAGCCACUGAUGACACGAGAGUCACUGAUCCCGGGAUGAUUGGCUUCACCAACGACACCGCCCCAGGGUUCCCCAUGGUCCAUGUGUCCUCACAGUAUUUGGUCCUCGCCUGCGCAGCCCUUUUAUCGCUCCUUCUGGCCUCCAUUGUCAUUUCUGCAGUGAUCAUCUUGAGAUUACAGAAGAAAAUCUCCAUACAAAAUGUGUCACUUCCCAAGAGCAAUGAACGCUGGAACGCCAGAGAGAGCAAGCAGCCAGUCCCGGCAGCCAUCCCCCUGGUCCCCACCAUCACCACCACACUGGAGUACGAGGAGGAUUAUGGGUUCAGCAGCGCCCCCCCGAUGCCUCUGGUGACAUUUCAGGCAGAAAAAGAGACUGAAGGAUCAACAACAAGCGGACAUUAUACCAAGAAACGGAUCAGGAGGCUACGGUCAGCCUCAAACAGGUCAUCUAGCACAUCUUCUGAGGAGGAGAACUGGUAUCAGAAUUACAGACAUCAUGCAGGUGAUCAGAAUUUUCUGUGCCCACCACAACCGUAUGAAGGAUCCUCUGAAUAUGAUGAUGUCAGUUCCAUUGCUUCUGAUUGAUAUAACGUGCGGAUGACUCCUCUGCAGACACGGCUCAUGGUUCUCUGACAUCUUCUCUCCAGGAUGACUCCUCUGCAGACACGGCUCAUGGUUCUCCAACAUCUUCUCUCC
Messenger RNA from Hyla sarda, 1852 nucleotides. RefSeq names its product T-cell differentiation antigen CD6-like. The record is from RefSeq and is a predicted model, not a curated record. Lineage: Eukaryota; Metazoa; Chordata; Amphibia; Anura; Hylidae. Bases 173 to 1741 code for a protein of 522 amino acids. The transcript is spliced from 12 exons. Gene Ontology annotation, cellular component: membrane.